Raphanus sativus (radish) is the source of this 613-nucleotide messenger RNA. RefSeq names its product ethylene-responsive transcription factor ERF095. Gene Ontology annotation, molecular function: DNA binding; DNA-binding transcription factor activity. The transcript has a single exon. Bases 15 to 389 code for a protein of 124 amino acids. NCBI's taxonomy places the organism in Eukaryota, Viridiplantae, Streptophyta, Magnoliopsida, Brassicales, Brassicaceae. Gene Ontology annotation, biological process: ethylene-activated signaling pathway; regulation of DNA-templated transcription. The record is from RefSeq and is a predicted model, not a curated record.
UUAAAACUAAACUUAUGGAACACAGAGCUUCUAACACGAAUGAGGUGAAAUACAGAGGUGUACGGAAGCGUCCAUGGGGGAAAUAUGCUGCGGAGAUACGGGACUCGGCUAACCACGGUGCUCGUGUCUGGCUUGGGACGUUUAACACAGCGGAAGACGCGGCUCGGGCCUACGAUAGAGCCGCUUUUUCUAUGAGAGGCCAUAAGGCCAUUCUCAAUUUCCCUCAUGAGUACCCAGUGAUGAGGGAUGGUCCCAGUGGUGGUGGCGAGAAUGCAGUGGCCUCUUUGUCGUUAGAGUUUGGUGAAAGAGACGGUGGUGGCGGGAAGGAAGUGAUUGAGUUUGAGUAUUUAGACGAUAGUUUAUUGGAAGAGCUUCUAGAAUGUGGAUAGAGUUAUAACCAGGAAGUUUGGUAUAACACAAACCGUUAACUAGAUCGAUUUGUCACUUCUUUUGUUUUCUUCUUCCAAAUGUGUUAGCACUGGAUAAUAUGGAUUUUAUAUCUUGCGUUAAUAUUACUAAGCAACAGUUUUACCAAUUACCACAUUCGUUAGUGUAUGGAUAAUAUGGAUUUUAUAUGUUGGGGUGAAGAAUACUAAUAAUAUUUUUUGUUUUA